This is a messenger RNA of Mus pahari (shrew mouse), 7483 nucleotides long. It is a transcript of the gene Zkscan1, whose product is annotated as zinc finger with KRAB and SCAN domains 1. NCBI's taxonomy places the organism in Eukaryota, Metazoa, Chordata, Mammalia, Rodentia, Muridae. The coding region runs from base 217 to 1902 and encodes 561 amino acids. The record is from RefSeq and is a predicted model, not a curated record. Gene Ontology annotation, biological process: regulation of transcription by RNA polymerase II. Gene Ontology annotation, molecular function: RNA polymerase II cis-regulatory region sequence-specific DNA binding; DNA-binding transcription factor activity, RNA polymerase II-specific. The transcript has 6 exons.
UGACUCAUUGUGUCUGUGGCGAGGUAUUGGGAGGGCCUAGGUAGGUGUGCAGUGCCCUUCGGUCGGGUAGAUCCCAGAGUCAGCCGUGCUUGGUCGCCCGGCGUCCCCAGGCCGCUCCGGAGACUCACGGAAUAGUGCAGGAACCAAUAGAAGACAGUUGCUAGGACAGAAACUGCAGCCUGACCCUGUUGGACCCCACCAGUUCACUGAGCCUGAAUGAUGACCGCUGAGUCAAGGGAAACCACAGGUCUAUCCCCACAGGCUGCACAGGAGAAAGAUGGUAUAGUUAUCGUGAAGGUAGAAGAAGAAGAUGAAGAAGACCACAUGUGGGGGCAGGACUCUAGCCUGCAGGAAACACCACCACCCGACCCAGAGGUAUUCCGCCAACGGUUCAGGCGCUUCUGUUACCAGAACACUUUUGGGCCACGAGGAGCUCUGAAUCGGCUAAAGGAACUUUGUCAUCAAUGGCUUCGACCAGAAGUCAAUAGCAAGGAACAGAUCUUGGAGCUGUUGGUACUAGAGCAGUUCCUGUCCAUCCUGCCCAAAGAGCUGCAAGUCUGGCUGCAGGAGUACCGGCCUGACAGUGGGGAAGAGGCCGUGACCCUUCUAGAAGACUUGGAGCUUGAUCUGUCGGGACAGCAGGUCCCAGGUCAAGUUCAUGGGCCUGAGAUGCUUGCCAGGGGUGUGGUGCCUCUGGAUCCAGUUCAGGAGUCCUCAAGCUUUGACCAUCAUGAAACUGCCCAGUCUCAUUUCAAGCAUUCAUCUAGGAAGCCUCGUCUCUUAUCCCGAGCUCUCCCUGCCACCCAUGUUCCUGCCCCUCAUCAUGAGGGGAAUCCCAGAGACCAGGCGAUGGCAUCUGCACUAUUGACCGCAGAUUCCCAGGCAAUGGUGAAGAUCGAGGACAUGGCCGUGUCCCUCAUCCUGGAGGAAUGGGGAUGUCAGAACCUGGCUCGGAGGAAUCUCAAUAGGGACAGCAGGCAGAUGAAUUUGGGGAAUGUGUUUUCCCAGGGUUCUGAGAACAGGAAUGGGAAUGAGUCAACCUCAAAGGCUGAAGUCAAAGAAGAUUCCACCUCACAUGGGGAGAUAGCAGGAAGAUUCCAGAAGGAAUUUGGAGAGAAACGGGAACAACAGGGCAGAGUAGUUGAAAGGCAACAGAAAAAUCCUGAAGAGAAAACUGGCAAAGAGAAGAAAGAGCCUGGGCCACCUACAGCCAAGGAAAAGAAGCCCACCACAGGAGAGAGGGGCCCACGGGAGAAGGGUAAAGGUUUGGGAAGAAGCUUUAGCCUGAGUGCAAACUUUAAUAAUGCUCCAGAGGAGGUUCCAUCGGGGGCAAAGACUCACAGAUGUGACGAGUGUGGGAAGUGUUUCACAAGAAGCUCAAGCCUUAUCCGCCAUAAAAUCAUCCACACAGGAGAGAAACCCUACGAAUGUAACGAGUGUGGCAAAGCCUUCAGUCUCAAUUCAAACCUUGUCCUUCAUCAGCGAAUCCACACGGGAGAGAAACCUCAUGAAUGUAACGAGUGUGGCAAAGCCUUCAGUCAUAGCUCAAAUCUCAUCCUGCACCAGCGCAUCCACUCUGGAGAGAAGCCCUACGAAUGUAACGAGUGUGGGAAAGCCUUCAGCCAGAGCUCAGACCUCACGAAGCACCAGAGAAUCCAUACAGGAGAGAAGCCCUAUGAAUGUAGCGAAUGUGGAAAAGCUUUCAACCGAAACUCAUACCUUAUUUUGCAUCGGAGAAUUCACACCCGAGAAAAGCCCUACAAGUGCACUAAGUGUGGCAAGGCCUUCACCCGGAGCUCAACCCUCACACUGCACCAUAGAAUCCAUGCCAGAGAGAGAACGUCAGAGUACAGUCCAGCCUCUCUGGAUGCCUUUGGAGCAUUCCUGAAAAGUUGUGUGUAAAGCAGGAGUGUAUCGUCAAGCCGUUCUCCCUUUUGUUUCUGGAAUUAUGUCAGACCUAUGUACCCAUCGAGGGGAAAGUACUAGCACCAUCAAACUGUUUGAGAAGUCACACUUCAGGGUCCCUAACAGUUACAUCAACCAUGUCCUGCCUUCAGGAAGUCUGUAGGCAUGUAAUUCCUAAAGUCCUUGAAAGGGAAAGCUGGCCGUGUGGAUAUUCUUGCACUCAAGAUAAAAGCAUACACAGUAAAAUGUCAAGCUCUCUAGUAAUGGAUAUACCUUUAAGGUUUGCUUCCCAGCAACCACACCAUGUAGUUGAUGAGUCAAGAUUAGCUCUGUGAAUAUUAUACUGGUUAAGGCACUUGCUGCAGACAAACCCUAAUUAGACACCUUGUGUUUGGCGGUGAAGAGAGAUAAUUAAUACAAAGACUGCAUUGGGACAUACGCUGCUCGAGCAAGCUAUAUACCCAGAGGGUUGUGUAUCUGACCACUGGUAGCCCGCCAACGCUAUAGAAAUCUAGGUCUGUGCUGGUCAGAAUCAAACCAAAGAUUUCUAUCUCCUUCUGAAAGAGGGCAUUUGCACCAGUUUAUAGUUCCAAGGACUGUAACAAAUAUGGAUGGGCCUGCCCCCAUCAUUGAGAUCAGUCCUACUGAAAUAGGAACAAUUCAACAUCCCUAAAGCACUCUAGAUGCACUCUCCAUAAGUUAGCACUUGAUUGUAUACCAUCUUUUAAUCCUUCGUCCUUCAGUGUUGGAAGCUUUUAUCAAUCACCACUCCCCAAAAAAGAUGCUUCAGUUGUCAAGAAAUAUAGUUAUGUUCCGGACAGCAUAGCACUGGAUGUAGUACUAAACACACAAGGCACUCCUUAGGACGGACUUCUAACAGCACUGUCAUAUUUGUGAUAGGGUCUGUGAAUCAUGUGAGUACCUGAACUAUGGUACCUUCAGACCUAUAGGCCAUGCUAUAAUGUAUUCCAGGCUUAAUGUUAUUUUUGUCCUAAGUACAAACAAAAGGUUGGUUAGCUGCCUGCAGAGACUGCAAAUAUGAAUCAGUAAGUCAAUACCACAGAGUGUCAGAAAUGAUUCUUGUCAUCCACUUACAGAAGAAAACUAUGAACACUAACUAUGAAGUUUUUGUUUGUGUGACAUCAUUCCACAGCAAAGCUCUUGUUCCUGGCCAGAGUUCUUUUCAGUUAGCUGCUGAAUAGUGGUGUUUUGAGCACUUGCUGAGUUGUUCAUCACUUAGCUAGUACUGUCGUGAAGGUUUUUUGUUGUUCUUUUGUUUGAUUUUUUUAAGUGGUUUUUGUUUUUGUUUUUUUAAUUUGUUUUGUUUUAUUUAUUUCUCAGAGAAAGGGAAAGUUAAAGGGAGCAUUUUUUUCCCCCACCUUUAACCAGAAACUUGUAGAAGCAUCUGUCAUCAUUAGCCAGCAGUAACUGAAGAUGUCCUGUUGCUCUGAGAAAUUCACCACCACACCGGUGUGGUUGGUUGUGUCACUGUAUUUAAUAGCACACAUUGUCUUUUCUAUUUCUCAUGAAAGACUAAAGUGAGGACUAAGGUUAGGGAACUUUAGCCUUUCCUGACAUCUCUGCAUAUGGCUUCCCAGAAGCUCUUGAUGGAGACAUACCCCAGAAUACAUGGUAUACAGGAAACCCCAAAUAUCAAGCUAUGCAGGUGUUGGGAAUUUGAACAGACAGCUUUAUUUAAGGAAGCAUUGAGAUAGUGUGGACAGCCCUACAGAACCCUAGAAACAUAAGCUAAAGACAAACUUGAAGACUGUUGACAUGAACACCCCACAUAUGGUUUGAGAUUUCCCCUCAAGAAACAACUAAAAAUCAUCUUGCACCAGUUGUUCACUGGUGACCAGCAGCAAAAGUCGGUGAGACACAAUAGCAGCAGGUCUCAUCAGGUUGGUACCUGUGGCCUCUGCUCCAAGUCAGACUAGAAUCCUACAAGCAAUCACUGGUCCUUGUUUGACUUUAUUUCUUAGACCAAUCCUGCAUCUCUGGCGGCAUCUGAGCUGUUUGCUUAGUGCUGCCAGUGAGUAUUCUAUCCACCCAGCUGAAAAUCAGCAGCGCUACUCUGAAGAUUGCACCUGACUCACUUUCUGGAGUGAGGUGGGGAGAGAGAGAUGCUUUAAGGUUCUUCCUAAAGGAUUGAGUCAUUAAUGGUGGACUUUUGAGUGAGAGCUCUGGCCUGUUUAAAAAAAAACAAAACAAAACAAACAAACAAACAAAAAGCAACUGAAAUAAGGUACAGGACUCCAGGAGCACAUCCAGACACUGGCUUUGAUCCCAAAAAAGGACUUUGGUCAUUUCCCUGUUGGCUGCUUAUACACAGACAAUUAACCACAUGCUGAUGCACUUCAGCCAUUAUUCUUUGUUCUUAAAUGAAAUUUAAGACAGACUUGUGAUCCCAUCCCUCAUUUGAUUUCCAUUUUACUGGGAUGUUUUACUAUUAGUCACUGGGAUGGCUCCAGAUCUUCCACGGAUACAGUCCUGGAAGCAGCCACCUGAAGAUACAUUUUACUUAGAAAGCAGACUAUAGGUGAUUAUCCAAAUUUCUUAGAUGCCCAGCAGUGUCACUGCAUCAUGGGCAAACGUGGUGACAUCUGUCGUUAGUGCUCAGGCUAGUUAACAGCCUAAGUGCUUAUUAACCAUCAGCAUGCCAAUUGACAUGGUGAAACUUUUUAAAUGUACGUUAUGACAAAAGCCAGAUUCUUCAAGUUGUGAACUUUCUACUUCAGCCUGGCAAGCAAGGCUAAGCAUUGAUGUGUGAGACAACUUUAUAUGUAAAGCACUUGAUAUUAAAAGCAUAAUCGUGAGACUUAAAUAUGUGUAGAGAGACUGACAUGUUGAAUAUGUGAGGCACUCCAUGCCUUAUAUACAUCAGAGAGUUGAUUCCAGAAUGGGACCUAGUCUUGAGUGUGACGCCUGGCAAAGGUUACACUGUAAAUAAACUCUUUCUGUGAGGCCGCCUUCAUAGUACUUACUGCUUUGGAUAGGAGAUUCCCUUUGUCCAUCUCAGUCAUGCAGUAAGUUCCAGAAACUGCCAGAAGAGCUCAGUCUUAACUCCAGAGGAUCCACAGGAGAACCCAAGUGUGGGGAAUGCUAAAGAAACAGUAAAAACGUACAACUUCUUACAAACGGUAAACAUUGAGUACCUCGAUGUAUUUUGUAAGGUCAUAAUGUCAGUGUGUCUUUGUACCUCACCCCUCUUGUCAUUCUUUAUAUUCCUCGUAAACGUGUUCCAGUCUGUUGAACAGAGCCCAUCACCCGGGAAGGAGGAGAAAGUGAAGUUUCGGAGUAAUUAAGAAACUGUAGUUAUAAACGUGAUUAGGUCUCAGAACUAGGGGUGUGGAAGAAACUUCUUAGGUUGGUGCUUGUUGAACCGAGAAAAGUCUGUGAAAAGAGCUCUGUAGAACACUAAAGUGGAAUAACUGUACAUUCCACUUCCUGGUCUCUUACUCAAAGGGAAUGGGCAGGCUCUGGCUUGGAGGUGAGCUGAGGGACUUCUCCAUUGUUAAUAUAUUUGGGGGAAAUGUAUAAUCAACAGAGGCUAGGAAGUAUACCGGAAAGGCUAGUUUGCCCAGAUUCUUUGAACCAUGGUAUCAUAGUUCUGUUUUCCCACACAUAAAUCCUCUGUGCUUAGACAAAUAGGGACUCUGUCCACAGGAAGGACUACUUUCCAGGAAACACAAGUAGGUCUUGCAGGGAAGGGGAGCUAUCUCAGAGUUUGCAAAGCAUUGCAAGAUUUGCUUUUGCUUUACUGCAAGGUCCUGUCUUUGCUCCCAGUCUCUGGUGUAUUUGUGCUUAAGAGACAGUGUUUGAAGAUUCAUAACUGUGAAUAUUUGUUGACUUAAGAUUUUUAUCUUAGAAUUGCCAACUUUAUUUCCAGUAGGCAAUGCUGAUCUGUUUAUCAAAAGGGAACUUAAUCAGGCUCAUCUUGCCAUCCUCCUGAAGUGACAAUGCUGAGACAGACACUCAAGACAGCAAGCUUGCCACAGAGCCAUUUUCUGUGUCCCACUAUAAGCAACUCUCAGAAGUCUGUAUGAAGAAGGACUAGGGGUGUGGUUCCAUCCCCAGCACUGCAUGAAAAUGAUGUGGUGGCACAUGCCUGUGAUCCCAGCACUUGGGAAGUAGAGGCAAGAAGAUCGGGAAUUUGGGAUCAUCCUCUGUGACAUAGCAAGUUUGAGACCAGCCUGAACUGCAAGAGAUCUUAUUAAAAGCAACCCCCUUACCCCCGACCUCCACAUAACUAUGUAUGUGUAUAUCUGUAAGGGAGCCAGGCAAGGUGGUACAUUCCUUUAAUCCCAGGACUUAGGAGGCUGAAACAGUUCACAAGUUCACCCAGCCAGUUUCCAAAGAAAUAGAAACGUGCAGCUAUUUCCCAUUAGGCCUGUGAAUUGUAUGAAAUAUAGAACUAGAGAGGCAAACUUAAAUGAUAUAAAUAGAUCACUUCAUAGAAGUCAGAGUAGAUUUUUAUUUCAACUACUACUGGAGGCAACGAGUAUUGUUGGAAAAGUUUUCCUAACAUAGAUCUAGGCUUUGCUCUUAGUAUGGAAACACUACUGUAAGUUUUAAAGAAGUUACUUAUUUUGCUAUUCAUAUUUUUUUUAUGUCUGAAAGUACCUGUCUUAAAACUUUGUAAAACAAACUUGAAGUUAUAGGUAAGGUAAGCCAUCACAAAUACUGCAGGUCAAACAUAAGUUUGGGAAAUUAUUUUGAUAUCCCAUAAUACUAAUGUUCUAGUAUUUUCUAUUAUCUGGUUCUGUUUCCAAGUUGAUAACCCCAAUCCCACGUUUUCCUAUAAUAGUCUAAGCAGCAAAAUGAAGAGAGUGAAGGUUACUCAGCUCUAAACUGUGGUUCCAAAUGAAAAAAGUCACAGUCUGCUGUGAAAUUAAGAAUUGAUUUUUUUAUUAUUUUUGUUUAAUCUGGGAAGUUGUGAUACACCCCCUUACAAAAACUGACUCAAUUUACUUAACUGACUCAAAUUACUUGAUCAUUAGCCAAAUUAAUUGAUCCUUGGAAUGGUCUCAGUUCACAAGCACUCAGGUUUGUGAAGGACUGGAAGAGGCUGGACCAAAACUUGGAUUUCAUUCCAGUUUGACAUUGGGGCUAAGUCCUGUUGGUUCACAAAAGGAUAACUAGUCACACUGAGUCAUUUAUCCUGUAGUCUCCAGCAUAUUACAAGAGAAUGGCCAAAUAAGGUCUAGCAGCCUCAUGAUCUGCUAAGAAAGUGCUGAGGCCAGAGAAGCUUGAUUGGGGGAUGGGCAGGUGGUCGCUCACCUUCCUCUCCAUCUUAAUUGGUAACAGCUUGAAGUUGCCAGCCAGCCCUAGCUGGACUGAGAGCAAGUGUGAGACUUGGACUCUGUUCUCUCCUAAGCUACCUGUCUCUAUGCUCUCAAACUGCCAUCCCACAAACAUGGGUCAAGUAAUGCAGUUUGUAGAGCCAAGUCGACAGUUUGUAAAGGACUCAAUUCGGCUGGUUAAAAGAUGCACCAAACCCAACAAAAGAAUUCCAGAAGAUUGCCAUGGCUACAACUAUAGGAUUUGCUAUCAUGGGAUUCAUUGGCUUCUUCGUGAA